GGAGCAGGUGCUUGAUAAAGGGAUGUGAUUUAGAUGAGAUAUCCAUCCCACCCUUCCUUCUUCUCCUCCCCCCUCCCUUCCCAUCUUCCCUUACAAGAAGCCCCCUGACUGCACCAACAGCAAAACUGAUCAGGAAUCACUUUCACCAUCAGCAGCAGCACUGACGUAAACCUGCCAUUACAGACACGCACACACUGUCACACAUACACACACCCAUACUCAGAAGCAGUGAUUCUCCUAUUUAGGUACCUCAGUCAACAGGGACAUCAGCACCAGUCAGCAGCUGAAGCAUCAGCAACAGCACUAGGCAAGAAGAGGGAAAGAGUCGUCUAGUCUUUUGUCUUGGCUGAUGUGCACAGAUAUCCCCACAAGACAGAGGAAUGUCUAAGCUGUGAAGAAGCUGAAACACAGAAGAUGCUACCUAAGAGGCAAGGUUUCCCAAAGGAUUGUAUUCACUGGAUCUAGUUUUGACAGCUCGGUCUCUGGAAUACACAGAAGAAAAUGUGCUUAUAUUAAAUGUUCUCUCCCCCUCCCCCUUUCCCUCUCAAAGACUUGUUAUGACAAGAGCUACUGCAGGGUGCCGCAUUGCCUAGCUGUUUGGUGGCGAUAUUGUUUUUUCCCUCUUUCUAGUCCUGAAAUGUGGGUCUUUCUGCUGGUUGGUGCCUCCUUUGAUGCAUAGGAUGUGUUACAAGUCUGCAGACAAACUGUAUUUUACAUAAUAACAACAAUUACUGUGGUAAAAGCAAGGAUAUUACAUCUUUCUGAAACUAGAAACGUAAGGAAAAAGGUGUGAGGUAUAUGGAUCAGCCUUCAUAGUCUACAGUUAUAUAUAUGUUAAGGAUAUUUCUGUGUUUCUUUUCAUUAACUAAAUUGAACUGAGGGAACGCUGUUUACAUAAUAGAAAAUGACUCAUUUGCAGGCAGGUCUGUCCCCAGAAACCCUGGAGAAAGCCAGGUUGGAACUGAAUGAGAAUCCAGACACCUUGCAUCAAGAUAUCCAGGAGGUGAGAGACAUGGUCAUCACACGUCCUGACAUUGGUUUCCUCAGGACAGAUGAUGCCUUCAUCCUGCGCUUCCUAAGGGCCCGGAAGUUUAACCAUUUUGAGGCAUUCCGGUUGUUGGCACAAUAUUUUGAAUACCGCCAGCAGAACUUGGAUAUGUUCAAGAACUUCAAAGCUACAGAUGCUGGCAUAAAGCAGGCUUUAAAAGAUGGGUUCCCUGGGGUGCUGUCCAGUCUGGAUCAUUACGGCAGAAAAAUACUGGUCCUCUUUGCUGCCAACUGGGACCAGAGCAGGUACACAUUUGUUGAUAUUUUACGUGCCAUUCUCUUAUCUCUGGAGGCCAUGAUUGAAGACCCUGAACUUCAGGUGAAUGGAUUUGUCUUGAUCAUAGACUGGAGUAACUUCACCUUUAAACAGGCCUCCAAACUAACUCCCAGCAUGCUUCGAUUAGCCAUCGAAGGUCUCCAGGACAGUUUUCCUGCUAGAUUUGGAGGAAUCCAUUUUGUUAAUCAGCCCUGGUAUAUCCAUGCCCUUUAUACUGUCAUACGACCUUUUCUAAAGGAGAAAACCAGAAAGCGGAUAUUCAUGCAUGGCAACAACCUGAACAGUUUGCACCAAUUGAUCCACCCAGAAAUUCUACCAUCUGAAUUUGGUGGGAUGCUUCCUCCCUACGACAUGGGUACUUGGGCAAGAAUGUUGCUCGACCAUGAAUAUUAUGAUGAUGAAGAUGAUGGUGACUAUAACACUGACUACAAAAUGCCAGCUAAGGACUUAGAGAAGGAUUUAUCUCCCAAGUCCAUGAAAAGAUCUCAGUCAGUGGUGGAGCCAGGUGUAUUGAAGCGUGUUGAUAAAAAUGAAGAAGAAAACACACAGCCUUUGCUUUCACUGGACUAAGAGCUCCCAGAUGGGGAUCUAUGCUCUGAACAUUGCUUUGCAGGGAAGGCACAAGCCUUCAGCUACAAACCAUCCUCAGAGAAAAACGUGCCAACUGUUUAAAUGUAUUUAUUUGUAUGAAUGUUGCAAAAUUGUAAUUUAGGCAGCACAUUAUAUCCUCACACUAAGCAGAGGUGAUGACACUCACUGCAAAUUACAAAAAAAAAUAUUGAUAUUUUACUCUGUAAGUGCCAACUUGUUUGUAAAUAUGCGGUAAUACUUCACUUUGAAUUUGUAUUUCAUUGUAGUAUAAUGAUGUGACGGGAGAGACAGAACAUCUGUAUCUGUGUGACUCUAAGGUAAAAUGGCUACACACAAUGAAUGAAUGCUGCCUUUUUUAUAUGAGGCCAUGUCUGAGAUUUCAUAUAGAACUGCAUUCUUUGUAUUGAUUGCUCAGUAUGAGGUUUAUUUCCUAUUGUACUGGGAAGCACUAGUGCUCAAAUGUAUUGAUUCUGGAAGUCUUAUAGAUGUGAGGAUCCCAGGCUUGUGGUUCUCAAUGUCCACAGAGAGACCAAAACAUCAGACAGUCUUCUUACAACUCAGAUGGCUAUAUGUGGCAGUGUUGUUCUGUUCACCUGUAUUGUCAAGUUUAAACUGGCAAAAAUGUUUUGAAAACAAAUAUAUAUAUAAUUUUGAUUAAAGUCA
Protopterus annectens (West African lungfish) is the source of this 2578-nucleotide messenger RNA. It is a transcript of the gene CLVS2, whose product is annotated as clavesin 2. NCBI's taxonomy places the organism in Eukaryota, Metazoa, Chordata, Ceratodontiformes, Protopteridae. The transcript has 5 exons. Gene Ontology annotation, molecular function: phosphatidylinositol bisphosphate binding. Gene Ontology annotation, cellular component: membrane. The coding region runs from base 905 to 1894 and encodes 329 amino acids. The record is from RefSeq and is a predicted model, not a curated record.